This is a messenger RNA of Octopus bimaculoides (California two-spot octopus), 726 nucleotides long. Its product is annotated as heparan-alpha-glucosaminide N-acetyltransferase. NCBI's taxonomy places the organism in Eukaryota, Metazoa, Mollusca, Cephalopoda, Octopoda, Octopodidae. The record is from RefSeq and is a predicted model, not a curated record.
CCAUUACUAUCAUGAUUUUUGUCAACUAUGGCGGCGGCGGAUACGUUUUCUUUGAGCAUGCGCAGUGGAACGGACUCACAGUUGCUGAUCUGGUGUUUCCAUGCCGGUACGUAGAAUUUGCUGGCUUAGAACUUUAUACUGUUGAAUUAGACAAGCUUCGUAUUCCUGGAGUUCUUCAAAGAUUCUCUCUGACUUAUUUGUUCUUGGCAUUAAUGGUAACUGCGUUUGCCAGGGUGGAUGAUAACCAAAAGGCGAAACAUUUAUCUCCAUUUCGCGAUGUUUUGCUCUACUGGCCCGAGUGGUUUCUCAACUUUGCCUUGCUUGCCGUCCAUAUUGGAAUAACAUUCGCUCUUCCGGUUCCGGGUUGUCCCACUGGAUAUCUUGGUCCCGGAGGAAUAAGUGAAGGGGGACAGUACUACAACUGCACCGGUGGCGCAGCACAAUACGUGGAUAAAAUGGUGUUAGGAGACAGUCAUCUCUAUCAGCAUCCGACAGUCAAGGAAGACUACAAGACGAAGAUUCCUUUCGACCCAGAAGGUAUUCUAGGAAUACCAACAUCAAUAUUUCUCUGCUUCCUCGGCUUACAGGCGGGUCGCAUUAUUGUACAAUAUCCGUCACACAAAGAACGCAUCUUUAGAUGGACGGUGUACACCAUUGCCACGUUUUCUUGCCUCGAUCUGGUCUGGAGCGGAGACGCUGGUGACGAGGCUAAACACAGAGAAAGAA